AUGCACCCUGCUGCACGCUCUGCCUCCUCAGAAACUCCUCAAGCUGAAGCGCCUCCCAUGCAGCAGCAUGCCUUCAGUCAGUACUACCACUACUAUAACCACCCUAAAAUCCCUCUUACAGGCCAACCUGAAGUCCCCGAUCCUGGACCUGAGGUGCCAAAACAACCAUCUGAUCAUAAUUUAUCCCCGAGCGUUGAGCCGUCUGAGGCUCCCUCUUCUCCUUCACCUCCUCCAGGAAGUCCUGAAUUCACUCAUAAAACCCCCGAACAUGAAACCGCUCAUCCUCCUCUUCCUCCACCACCGUAUCCGGACCACUACUUCUAUUACUUUCCACAAACUGACCGAGACCACCGACUUGGAUACUCAGACCGACGACUUGGAUCCUCAGACCAUCGACUUACAUCUCAGACCGAUGACUUGGAUCCUCAGACCACCGACUUGGAUACUCAGACCGACGACUUGGAUCCUCAGACCACCGACUUGGAUCCUCAGACCACCGACUUGGAUACUCAGACCGACGACUUGGAUCCUCAGACCACCGACUUGGAUACUCAGACCGACGACUUGGAUCCUCAGACCAUCGACUUACAUCUUCAGACCGAUGACUUGGAUCCUCAGACCACCGACUUGGAUCCUCAGACCGACGACUUGGAUCCUCAGACCACCGACUUGGAUCCUCAGACCACCGACUUGGAUACUCAGACCACCGACUUGGAUCCUCAGACCACCGACUUGGAUACUCAGACCGACGACUUGGAUACUCAGACCGACGACUUGGAUACUCAGACCACCGACUUGGAUACUCAGACCGACGACUUGGAUCCUCAGACCGACGACUUGGAUCCUCAGACCGACGACUUGGAUCCUCAGACCGACGACUUGGAUACUCAGACCGACGACUUGGAUACUCAGACCGACGACUUGGAUCCUCAGACCACCGACUUGGAUACUCAGACCACCGACUUGGAUACUCAGACCGACGACUUGGAUCCUCAGACCGACGACUUGGAUACUCAGACCGACGACUUGGAUACUCAGACCACCGACUUGGAUACUCAGACCACCGACUUGGAUACUCAGACCGACGACUUGGAUCCUCAGACCGACAACUUGGAUACUCAGACCGACAACUUGGAUCCUCAGACCGACAACUUGGAUACUCAGACCGACAACUUGGAUCCUCAGACCAUCGACUUGGAUACUCAGACCGACAACUUGGAUACUCAGACCGACAACUUGGAUACUCAGACCGACAACUUGGAUCCUCAGACCGACGACUUGGAUCCUCAGACCGACGACUUGGAUCCUCAGACCGACGACUUGGAUCCUCAGACCGACGACUUGGAUACUCAGACCGACGACUUGGAUACUCAGACCGACGAGUCGCACUCAGAUGAAAUUAUUAACUUUGGAAAUAAACGUGCAGAACGGAGUAAAACUCCAGUUUUACCUGCAGAAGAAUAUGAUGUUAAAGAAGUAGAGGUAGCCCCCGACCCCCACAGUUACCCCGCUACAUCGUCAUCAUCCAGCCACCACCCCCCCUUUUAUCCAUUCUACCUCCACUCUGAUUACUUUAACCACUCGUAUUCUGUAGCCGAGAGUUCGCUCAGCGAUCACGAUCGAGAAUCGGCAGCUUCAUCCGAACAAGAUUUAGCCCCCCUGCUUCAAGCUACCUCCUCUCCACCACACCAUCUACCCUAUCAGACCCCUCCCUCACCCACAGAACCAACGCAUGAUGUUCAAAAGGUCCACCCACAUCCUUACUACUCCAACCACCACCUCUACGAUCAGCCAGGAGUGUCUGCAGACGACCAGGAGCAUCACCCUGCAGGAUCUCUGCCUCCGUCGCACUCUGACUACAGCGGGAUGGAUCGCUUGUUUCCUCGUGCACAGGCAGGAUCUCCCAGCAUGCAUCAGCAGUUGCGCACCCUUUAUUCCCAUUAUAUCAAUCAGCAGCAUCCUGAUGAAGAUGAGGGUCAAGAUGGUGAAAACAAAGACCCUCUCAAAGUCGACUCGUACGCUCCCUCCACCUCACCCUGUGGUCACAUGUCAUAUAUCGACUGUUUGUACUCAAAGCUCCUCAAAACAUACUGCUCAUGGAGACCCCAUGUCAUCUUCAUGGUGCCUGACUUUGCGAUGGAGCACACGGCGGUGUCUCCUGGUGACCCCUCAGAGGUGGUUGAUCAGACAGGUGAACAUCUGUUUGAAGCUCAUGAUGCCUGAUGAGAACUCUCCGAUCAGGUCUCACUCCUCCUGACGAGGCGGGGAAGAAAAACUCUUCAGCUGCUCUCGUGUUUGUUUUGAUUGAAAUAAAGAACGGAGUGAAAA
Molecule: messenger RNA, 2328 nt
Organism: Labrus bergylta (ballan wrasse)
Lineage: Eukaryota; Metazoa; Chordata; Actinopteri; Labriformes; Labridae
Source: RefSeq, a predicted model, not a curated record